CGAUAGUUAAUUAUAGAAAUAAAUCAAACAAUAUUUUAAUAAAAACACACAUAAACCAGUGAACAGCUUGAAUCAGAAUCAAUAAUACACGAACGAUAAAAACUAAAAACUCAGUGACUGAAAAACUUAAGUGCCUACACUAAAAGAAAAAAACAUACAGUGUCAAAACUCAUGCUAACGAAAAGAAAAUAACAUUAAGAAAAAAUGGAUCCAGAAACUCGAAGCGAUUCGCCCACAGAAACCAGUCGACAGGAACACACAUCGAAAACCUCAUUUCUAAUCGAAGAUAUUUUAUACCGGAGCCAUGAAAAUAGAAAUUUUAAAACCCCGGACCAGAGAAGAUUUGACUACGAUAGAGACCCUAAACCUUUUUUCCCGGUACCUAACGAGAUGAGACCUCAGGUGCCAGGCAGAGAAGGGUCCUAUUUGCAAGUGGCUAUGGGGGCGUUAGGUGCAUAUCUGCACACACCAAAUACUUAUAAGGCUGUGGAGGCACCUUAUUUCCUGUCUCAAGGAGUGCCGUACCACGCGCUGUUCACGCCGUCCGAGCUCUCACUGUCCGCGCUCAAACACUGCCGCCGGCGGAAGGCCAGGACUGUCUUCUCCGAUCCACAGCUAACUGGUCUGGAGAAACGUUUCGAGUCACAGCGUUACCUGUCAACUCCUGAGCGCGUGGAGCUAGCUGGAGCCCUGAACCUGUCGGAGACUCAGGUCAAGACCUGGUUCCAGAACCGACGGAUGAAGCACAAGAAACAGAUGAGGAAACAACAGCAACAGAGAGGGGCAACAGCAGUAGACUUCACUACAAAACACGCAUCAACGCAUUCAGAGUGCCGCAAAGCAGAAAAUUCAAGAAUAUCGACAGAUUCGGACACGGAACACAGCGACAGUGAUAUCGAUAUCGUCGGUGAAACGAACUACGCACAACACUAUUCCGCUAAUAAUACGUAGAACUAUUAUUUAAUAUUAAUUAAUAAUAAGUAAUACGACAUGUCGUAGAAUAAUAAGUAAAUUAUUUUCUUGAUUUUUAUUUUAAUGUUUACUAGCUGACCCAGCGAACUUCAUACUGCCUUCGCAAUUCAAUUUGAACUGGAAUCUAUAAUAUCCUCCAUAUAAAAAUGAAUCCAUAAUUUCCUGGUCUCACUAUACCUGAAAAGGACUUUACUAAUUUAAUAAAAAACAAAAUAUAUUUUCAUAAUAGUGUUUAUUCCAUAGGAUUCAAUAAUUUCACUACUAUUUUUACUAAUCGCUAUUGAAGAACUUGGCAUUCAAACUCAAAUUCAAAUCAUUUAUUGCAUUCAUUCUAGAUGAUAAUUUUUAAGUAAACACUGAGUUAAAUACCACGCGCGCUCUUUAUCAAUUGUUGGCACAUUAAAACGUCCAGCAUUUUGUCCUGCAGGCGCCUUAUCGGCUCUGAUGACAAUUUUGUGAUUAUCUGAUGGCAUGCGGUCUAAUGCAUUUGUGAAUAAUGCAACUAAUUCAUUGUGUUGAUGGAAAAAUGUUUGAAGUUGUUCCACAAUGGAUCUUUUUACUGAGUUGUUAUAUGCGCAACGCUGAUCGACUUCUCUUGCUGAAUUGUCCAUAAAAUAUAUUUGCAAAAAUGUACAGUCUUCAACAGGCACUGGCAAUAAGGAACCUGUUUGAUGAUAUAUUUGAAUCCCUGAAUCUGCAAGAAUAUAAAUAUGUAUACAGGUAAUUGCAUAGCUAAUUGUACCACCAUGUGGCUCGCAAAAUACUGCCACAAUACUUUAUAUCAUUUCAAAUUAAAACUACUUUAAACCUCGACAUUAAACAGCCUUCCACGGCAGCUUUAGGUAGUAGGCUUUACCAAGAACAUCUUGCUCAUGCCACUAUAAAAUACAACAUGUUAUAAAAUGUUGCUGAUUAAGUCUUCGGAUUAUAGACUAUUAUUAUGUAUUUGACUUAUUGUUUACAAAAUAAACACAUCACUGACU
Messenger RNA from Spodoptera frugiperda (fall armyworm), 1955 nucleotides. Its product is annotated as brain-specific homeobox protein homolog. The record is from RefSeq and is a predicted model, not a curated record. Gene Ontology annotation, molecular function: DNA binding; DNA-binding transcription factor activity, RNA polymerase II-specific. Bases 205 to 951 code for a protein of 248 amino acids. NCBI's taxonomy places the organism in Eukaryota, Metazoa, Arthropoda, Insecta, Lepidoptera, Noctuidae. Gene Ontology annotation, biological process: regulation of DNA-templated transcription. The transcript is spliced from 5 exons.